This is a messenger RNA of Neospora caninum, 6333 nucleotides long. RefSeq names its product putative FIK kinase (incomplete catalytic triad). The record is from RefSeq and is a predicted model, not a curated record. NCBI's taxonomy places the organism in Eukaryota, Apicomplexa, Conoidasida, Eucoccidiorida, Sarcocystidae. Gene Ontology annotation, biological process: protein phosphorylation; intracellular signal transduction. Gene Ontology annotation, molecular function: protein serine/threonine kinase activity; ATP binding. The transcript is spliced from 7 exons. The annotation marks the transcript as partial.
UUCGUUCCAGGAGCAACACAACCCUGGUUUCCUGUCCCAGGUUCGGCAUCGUUUCGGUCUUGUUCGGAGCCAGCGCGCAGCUCCGGAUUUGUGGCCAAUUCGAGUCAGCCGAGCACUCUGUGGCGCCUUAGACGUGACUGCGGAAGCAUUGUGGACCGGUGCAAGCUUGCCCGCGGGACACCAGUUGCUGCCGCGUGUCCUGAGACGACCUGCCUUUCCCAUCCGGCAGCAUCGUCGGAAGGGCUAUCCCACGCUUCCUCUUCGUUUCAGCUCUCACAACGAACUUACUCUCCGGAGGCAGUGAGUAGGGAGUCGCAGUUUUGUGCAGCUUCUCCCCGUGCGCAAGAGCUGCUUCAGUCUGCUGUCUCAGCUUCACCCCAUUUCGCGGAGGACCGAGCGUUUCCAUCGUCACCGGAUAGAAGAGCCGAGCUCUCUCCGCAUUGCGUUCCGUGCGCCGUAGAAGCACGACUGGGAGGCGUCGUCUUGCCUGCCACCAAAGCUCGCACAGAGGAACCGCCACUAAAUGUCUCCGUCGACACGAAUGCGUCCAACGACGUUUUUGGUGAAGGGCAUGUCCCAGGCUGUUCGCUUCCACAGUCGCAGCGAGGAAGCGAUGGCUCCAAAAACAGUCAUGGGUCUGGCCCGCAAGGGACAGGGACUCCUAUGCUGUCGCCUCUCUCCGAGCAUAGUCCAGAGGACACUGUCCCAGUCUGUACUGGAGGACACAAUGGAGGGGUUGUUCCCCUGUCUCUCACUUCGUUUGCAGAACCGGGGGCGGCCUGGGUCACCGCCGUUCGACGGCAGCAUGCAGCAGCUUCGGGGGCAGCAGCUGCGUCCGGGAAGAGUCGCAACUCAAAGACUCAGCCUGGCGGAGGGUCGGUUCCUUCCCUUUAUUUAGAGCCGCCGUAUUCGUCUUCAACUCCGCCGCCCCCCAUCCCGAACAGGACAAGCCGACACAUCGCCUCCUUUGGAACGGGGUAUCUAUCAUCUAGCCCCACAGUGGAAAGGCCCUCGAGCCCGAUAAGCUUUGGCGUGGAUCGCUCACCUCCAUGUGCAAACAUGGGAAACAGAACUUCAUCAUGUUCACCAUACCUGCGACAUCCUGGUGAAGAGCUGUCGACCGACGUCACUCGAUCGCACACAGGGAAUGAUUUCCAAGCACUCAUCGCGCCAGGCUCCCGGGACGCCUUUUCGAGUCAAGCCGCAUUUACCAGAUUCCCUGAUGAAACAGCAAGAGAGUCACUGCCGGGAACCCUAGUCAGCAGCAACACGGCCGGAACUACGCAGAUCAUCUCCGAGCUGCACGCAACGUCAGGGCACGCAAGCCCUAGAACACCGGCGCUUUCCAAGUCAGGUUGCUCAUCCUCUCGGACGUCUCCCUCUCGGUCAUCUUCAGUGGACCCUACACGGGGUUCCGCCAGCUUCCUAACAGGGGAACCCUCCACAUCCAGGGGUGCACGGAUGCGUCCUGUUUCGCCUCACAGACCCGCGACCUCGCUUCGCCUUCCGUCGCCCCUCUUCACGUGCAAGGGCCGUUCACAGUCCCCUCGAUGCCUGACACAGACACCCUCUGGCGAACACGACAAGGAAGACUGUACGCCCCAGAAAAGUGUGGACUCACUCUGGGAGUCUCAGGAUGGCACACGCCGUUCAGCGACGCAGAUACGAAGCCGCGCUCUCAGUCCGGCUUAUCAGCUUGCUGCCUCUCCACUACUUGGCUCCACGACCCCGAUCCCUUCAGGUGUGACGACUGAUGUGGCGCCUGCAAUGCUGACGGAAAGGGCGCCGGUCCAGAUCAAUGCAAACGAACAGUCCGGGCUUUUGACAACUUGGGAAGAAGCGCAAGGACAUCCCGCUCCUCGUCUCGCCACUCCGCAAUCACGACACUCGGAGACGUGCGACCGACAUGCGCUGCCUUCGCCUCGCGGGGCGCAGGGGCGACCAGCCAGUCUGCACGUGAGCCAGACAGAAGGUGAGCUAGGCAGAGCCACCGAGGCAAAGAAUAUGACCUCGUACUGCUCCAACUCUUCGGCGGCACAGACGCUUUCAGCAGGUUCGUUCGCCUCUCUCGCAGCUGCGGCGGCGGCAACGAGUGCAGACGCUGCAGUCGAGUGGGGGGGAGUAAGCUCAGCGCCUCAGGGAAGCACCUGCGUCCUGAGCAGUAUCUCGUCUCGUGAUCCAGGGCACGCGGGGGAUAUCGACGGGAGGAGUCACGGGCUGACAAGCGGAGGCAGCAGCUGCGGCUUCAUCUCCUUCGAUGGUUUGACAGUCGACCUACCAACUUCACGGGCUCCAGGUUCUGCGCCUCCGGACUUCCCAGCUUGUGAACCAGACGCUGGCGCGACUCCACAUGCCACUUGCGAAGCUAGCGAGACUCAGGGCACCGCAUACCAGACGUGUUUGUCAUCGUGUCUUGACCAAGGACUGCCGCUCGGGGCAGCUACUGCUCUCUCGUCCCGAGGUAGUGGAAGGAGUGCGCUGUCCCACGCCCUUAGUCGACGUGACGGCAUAGGCGAUUCCGCGUUUCCGCCUGAAUCUGAUGGCUUACCGAGCCAGGCGUUUUCUGUGUGUGGCGCAAGCACGCUAGGGAGCAAUGGACACCGAUCUCCAGCAGUGACUUCAAGGGGAAGCGUAUCUCCGGCAAAAUCAGUAGCUGGGACGGGGCGUGCAGCAUCCACCCCUCGCAUGUCUCCGCGGUGCCGUGCACCUCGUUGUCUCUCAACGCCGUGCUCACGUUCUGCCUCGCGGGGGACCGGGCGGGUGCGUUCGCCUCUUUCUCCCCGGCCAGAGCCCAUACCAGAUCCUUCACCUUCGUCGCAUCCUGCCCUUUCUGAUCCGGGAUAUUCUGGUCAACAAGAGACGGCUCAGGGCGUCACUAGUACCCGUCCGUCGGCUGCGGCACACAACGCCGAAGGUCGGAGUCCAACGACUUUUUCGCCCGGUGGCCGGAGCCCGAUGAGACGCGCGUCAGUUCACACGCCCGCGAGGGAGCAGUCGCUGACACCAUUGGAGGCGCCGGUAGAGUUGGGGCACGAUCUGCAAACGCAAAGUCCGAAGAAGGUGGGCGCCUCGUCUCCUUUUGUUUUUCGUCUCGAUACGCCGGCGUUGUCGAGCGUCUCCUCCUCCGCAACUGGCCGAGUCUCCGUCGCCUCGCCGGCACGUCGGUUGCCUCGCGGCGGUGACCGUUCGAGCCGCAAUCUCGGAGGCGCCUCGCCGUCUCCCUUGGUGACCACGGGCGGCUCCGCGGGGAGCAGUCCUCGUCGGCCCCGCGCCUCUUCGCCCACGUUCUUUUCCAACAGAUCCGGCGGCUCGGCGUCGCCGGCGUCGUCCUUUGCGGCGACAGCCAGGUCCGCAGCGUCCGGGUCCCCGUUCGCGAGGUUGGGUGCGUCUCGACUCGGCACCCCAAAGAUGGGCACGGGCUACGCAUCCUUGGGAGCGUCGCCGGCUGCACCCGUGGGAGCGUGGACUCCGUUUCGCGCGAAUUUGUUUUCACCCGGAAGCGCAGUCCAACCUACGCCAGUUCCGUAUUCUCCUAUCGACGCCAUUUCCCCUUUCAACGGCUCCUGCGCCGCCCAGCUUAAAUCCCCACGGAGUGCGAAUGCCGUCUUAGGAGGAAGGCGGUCGCAGUCCCCUUCUGCUUCUGCUAUUGGCCCUUCCCCAUCCAGGCCGUCUCCGUCAAAGGGAGAUUCGGUAGGUUUCCCAAUGCGGACAGGAGCACCUGGUCACCUCCCUUUGCUUGCGCCACUAUUUGGCGCUCACUCCCCUUCUCCGCCGUCGGCAGGAGGGGCGGCGUCGCGCGGGAGCCGGGAUCCAGGACGGCACUUAGGAUCGAGUCCCCAGAGGCCGUCGUCGCCAUUCGUCCAGCGAGGCUCACCCUUCUUUCCGUCGCCUUCUGCCUCACCUCACAAUGGCGACUCGCCGUUGAUCCAGCGGCACGGGGACAUGGCGCCGUCAUGCCGGACCGACCGCAUCGGGGCAGAGGAAGCAAAUCUCUCACCUUCUUCUGGGCGAGACGCUAAACAUCCCUCUCGUGGUAACAUCUCGCCGACGACUGCUGCAGAGGCUGUGGCGGCGGCUGCAGCUGCGGCUGCGACCCUUCAUUCAGCCGAGGCGGUCAACGCGGCUGACGAAGCGCACAAGACAGGAGAUCUUGCAGCGUCAUCCGCUGCGCUUCAGGUUCCUGGUACGGCGUCAGGAGUCGUUGGGAACCAGCACAAUGUAUUCCAUGACAUCUCAGCAGUCCCUUUCCGGCCUCACCACGCCUCUCACACUGGCAAGGCCUUUUCUCCUCCAUCCCCUUCGACACCAGAAAAAGGCGCCGUAGAUCUCCGUGCCUCUACGGCCUCCGUUCACACGCCCCUAGCCACGAGCCAGAGCGGCGAGGCUCCCCCUCCCGACGUCUUGCCGUCUCUCUCUCCGGUCGCCGCUGCCGCUGCCUCUGCAUUACCUCCAGAGACUUCCGCGCUUGUCCUCGGUCACGUUUUCCCCAACCAGAUCACCCCCAAUGUCAGAAGCGACAUGGCCCUCUCACGGUCCUCUCCUUUUCUCACGCCACGUGCGGCAGCAGCGGCUGCGCGCAUUCGAGCGGAAGCAGCUGCAGCCGCCGCCAUGGCUGCAGCUGAAAGGGCGGCGGCUGCAGCACGAUCUUCUGUGUCUCCGCGAGCCGUCGAUGCUUCGCGCCGAGCCGCCGACGCGGCGGCACACGCGGUCGCAGCUGCGCGAAGAUGCGCCUCGACCUCUCCGCGAAUAGCCGCUGCCUCCGAACGGGCAGCCGCCGCGAUUGCCGCUGCAGCGGCGGCGUCUGCGGCUGCUGCAGGGAGCGCCAAAGACCUCGCCGAGGCCCGAAGGCGCGCUGUGCCCGUGGCUGCGGCUGCUGCAGCCGUGGCCGCUGCCAGGCAGAGAGCAGCCUCUACAGCGGCGGCAGCGUUCCCGGCUCUGAAUGAAAGCGUGACGAGAAGGGAGUCGUUGUCGCCAGCCGCUGGAGCCAAGCACAUACACAUGCGUGCAGGCGCCGCAGCUACAAAAGCCCACGAAGCGCGAAUGUGGAAAGGCAGGCUGCCUUCAGGCCGUGCAGUUUUCAUCAAGAAGAUCCCUGCUGCGGUCUGGGAGCAGCAGUGGCGUUUGACCCAGAGAUACAAAGGAUUCUUUCUGACCGACGGAGAGAAUUUUGUUGGAGAGGCUGCCUUCUCCGCUUUUCUCACAGACUUCGGCCCGCCAUGCGCUGCGCCUCUCCUCGCGGUUCUCCAUGAGGACGGAAAUGGAUUAGAGGGUAUCCACGGCAGCCAUGGUGAAUCCGAAGUCCCAGAACCGGCUUCGAGCACGAGUCGUGUUGUUCUAGUGAACCAGGGUUUCGGGCAAGGGGACCUUCUAGAUUUCUUUGAUAACGCAGACCCAGAGGUCUUCACCCCGGCGUCUAAACGAAGUCUGCAAUAUUCCGUAACACAGAUUCUUGUCGCUCUCCAUUCAGCAGGGAUUGCGCAUCUGGACUUGACGCCCGAAAACAUUCUAGUGCACGCGUACACAGAAGCGCUCCCUUCCUCGAUCACUCCACAGGCAGGAUUCGGUUUGAGUGCACGUGGCAGCUGUGGAUCAUCCACAACUCCAUCAGCAAAAUUGUCCGGCGGGUCGGCCAGGCGCGUGCAGCUGAAGGUGUGUGACCUUGCGAAAGCUGCGCCUCUCUUCAAUCAUUCUCCUUUUCGCUUGCCCCCGUGCAUCCUCAAGGCACAUUUCGGGGAUUGCGGGCCAGAAAACUCGGUAGCCUCCUCCGCGGCGCAGCCGUUCCUCAGCUGCGAACCUACAGUCGCGAAGGGCCCCUAUAUGCCGCCCGAAUGCUGGAGAAUCGUCUAUAUUCUCAGGGCUCUGGGAAUCACGGCGCCGUUCGCUCAAAUUGGAGAACCUCUUCUUACUACCGGGCGACCGCCUCCGCCUCUGUACCUCAAAGAUCCCCCCCAACCCGGCGCGCCGUUACUAGGACCGUUGCGUGAACCGAUCGAUCUUUCUGUAGGGGUUGAUGCCGCUGAAUUGUUUUUCGACGUACGAAAGGCUGAUAUCUAUAUGCUAGGAGUCCUUAUGUUCUGGAUCUGGGCAGAAGGAGCCAUCUGGACUUGCUCCGAUCCACGGCAAGAUACCCAGUACAAUGACUUGCUACAGUGCGGACUCGAGUUCAGCAUCUUCACCGACUGCGAUGGCUGGCCACCUGAGCUUCGCCAUCUGCUCAAGGGUGCCCUGGAUCCUGACCCCACCCGUCGCGUGACGUUAGCGGAGAUUCUUCAGCAUCCCUGGUGGACGUGUAGCCUCUCUGCUACAGGGCUAGAGUCAGCGCCUAUUUCCUGA